Messenger RNA from Ophidiomyces ophidiicola, 1704 nucleotides. RefSeq lists its product as uncharacterized. NCBI's taxonomy places the organism in Eukaryota, Fungi, Ascomycota, Eurotiomycetes, Onygenales, Onygenaceae. Bases 1 to 1704 code for a protein of 567 amino acids. Gene Ontology annotation, molecular function: asparaginase activity; protein binding. The transcript is spliced from 3 exons. The record is from RefSeq and is a predicted model, not a curated record.
AUGCCUCACGACCUGGGCCCGGCGGCCAGCACGGCCGACACGACGACCACGCCGACACAGCCAGCCCACGAGCCCUCCUCACCCGACCAUGAACCGCCACCAGACCAGACGCUCCCGGAGUCGCGGGUGCUCGUCAUCAUGACGGGCGGCACGAUCUGCAUGCGGCCGUCGGCGGCGGGGCUGGUGCCGGCGCGCGGGUUCCUGGACGCGGCGCUGCGGCCGUCGCCGACGUUCAACGACGGCUCAGACCCGGCGCCGGUGGACGUGGUGGUGGACAGCGCGGGCACGCGCGAGCAGCACGCGACGCUGCGCACGGCGGCGGGCGACAGCAGCGCGGCGGGGAGCGUGCGGUUCGCGGUGCUGGAGUUCGCGGAGCUGGUGGACAGCAGCUCGAUCUCGGCGGACGGGUGGGCGCAGAUCGCACGCACGGUCAGCUGGAACUACACGCGGUUCGACGGCUUCGUGGUGCUGCACGGCACCGACAGCCUGGCGUACACGGCGGCCGCGCUGAGCUUCAUGUUCGACGCGCUGGGCAAGCCCGUGGUGCUGACGGGCGCGCAGGCGCCCAUGCUGGCGCUGCAGAGCGACGCCGCGGCCAACCUGCUGGGCGCGCUGGUGGUGGCCGGCCGCUUCGCCAUCCCCGAGGUCAGUCUGUACUUCAACAGCACGCUGUUCCGCGGCACGCGCGCGACCAAGGUGGCGGCGUGCGACUUCGCGGCGUUUGCGUCGCCCAACUGCGCGCCGCUGGCCGUCACGACGGCGCUGGGCACGCGCGUGCGCUGGGACCUGGUGCAGCGGCCGACGUCGCUGCGGCACUGCAGCGUGCAGACGCUGCUGGACACGUCGCACGUCGCGUGUCUGCGCAUCUUCCCGGGCAUCCAGCCGGCCAUGGUCGACGCCGUGCUGCGGCUGCCGGGCCUGCGCGGCCUGGUGCUCGAGACCUUUGGCGCCGGCAACGCGCCGGGCGGGCCCGACGACGCCCUGACCAAGGCCCUGGCCGCCGCCAUCCGCCGCGGGCUGGUCAUCGUCAGCGUCACGCAGUGCCUCUCGGGCAGCGUCAGCCCCGUGUACGCGCCCGGCAUGACGCUGUCGCGCGCCGGCGUCGUGGCCGGCCUGGACAUGACCAGCGAGGCCGCGCUCACCAAGCUGGCCUUCCUGCUGGGCCGCCCUGACGCCUCGCCCGCCGCUGUCGCCCGCGACAUGGCCGUGGCCCUGCGUGGCGAGCUGACCGAGCCGCCGCCGCUGCCGCUGUUCCGCCACCCCGAUGCCAGCGCCAGCGCCAACGCCCUGCCCGACCGCCUGGCCACGCUGGCUGCUCUAGGCUACGCUAUCGCCCACGGCGACGAGCCGCGGGUCGCCGACAUCCUGCGCCUGGCGCACGACUGGAUCCUGGACGACGCCGACUACUCGGGCAACACGCCGGUGCACCUCGCCGCGACCGCCGACAACAGCAGCCUGCUGCGCCUGUGCCUGCAGCGCGGCGGCUCGGUGCACCGCCGCAACCUCGCCGGCCGCACGCCGCUGUUCCUGGCCGCCAAUGCCGGGAUGGCCGAGCACGUCCGGCUGCUGCGCGCGGCGGGCGCCCACCUGCACGCCGACGAGAUGGGUGUGGCCGAGCUGCACGCGCGCCGCCGGCCGGCCGUGUGGGCGCUGGCGGGCGUGAAGGCCGACGGGGAGGAAGAGGUAGACAAAAAGGAGAGAUAG